CUUUCCAAGCCUACAGUCAUGCACUUUUCAAGGCGCAUGUCUAGGUCCGUGAGUAAACAGGAAGUUAAGAGCCUCGUUUCUGAGCACUGUCGAGGGAAAGCCCCCCAAACAAGGUGUCAAAAUCAGUUCCCACAACGAAAUAAUAAGUCAUUAGCAUUCCAUCACACAAGAUUCUUCAUUCGUCGAACAAACAACUGUGCAGCUAAGCUUGUAGCGUGUUUGGAAAAGGUCGCUCAAAUUAUCAUCGUCCACCGACGCUGUAAGCUUUUAAAGCUGUUUCCAUUGAUCCUGGAAAGGCAGCAAACCACGUCCUUCAGCGGGGAUAGAUGGCUGGCCAUAAGGCACAAGCUCAUGAAGAACUGAGAAGGCCAUUGCUGUCUGGCGGCGAGGACUACUACGAUGCUUUACCAGUGUUUACUGGCUCCUCUGGAAGCGAUGAUUUUCGUGGUGGAGCAGAAGUUCGGUUCAUAUCCUUGGAAAACAAAACAGUGUUUGACAAAGUGCAAUCACGGAGUGGAAACGUCGCCAAACAGCGCGUUUAUGAUGGAGUCAUCCAGAUGGAAGCGGUUUCCCCAGUUGGUCAGAUCCUAAGCAUUAGAACAUGGGUUUUUCGAGAGCCAAAAGCUGCGGAACUCCACAAAGACCGAAACGGACCAGUGGAACUACAAGUUACAUAUGGACAACACAGUAUAGAAAAGCUAUUCUUCUCUGUGAACUUGGACUCCAUUUACGAUGGCCCCAUUGCUCCAGUCUACGAGCUGGCCAAAGUAGAAAUGGACAAAAGGAAUCUUUUUCAACUUCUAGUUGAGCUGUCUUUUCAUAAUGGAGCAGAAGAAGAGACACAGUCUUUUUAUAGUACGCCAUUCUUGAUUAGGAGCAGGCCCAGGAACAAUCCGAACAAGCCAAAGCCUGGGACGAAAAGGCCGAGACCUGUUCCAGACAGCGCAGAAGAAGAAGACUCUUCUGGUCAUUACAGUCCAGACAGUUCUGUUAGCAUGGCAGGUAAGAAAGUUGUUGUGAAUAAUCUAAAGGUAAAUUAA
Molecule: messenger RNA, 1040 nt
Organism: Stylophora pistillata
Lineage: Eukaryota; Metazoa; Cnidaria; Anthozoa; Scleractinia; Pocilloporidae
Source: RefSeq, a predicted model, not a curated record